AAGUUAUCGAGAAAACUACUUCUUACCGCCAAUAAAUUUGAUAAAAAUUUAAGUACAUUAAAUGUAGAUUUCACUGGGAGUUAUAAAAAGAUUCGUAAAAAGAUUUUCAACUUGGGAAAUAAUAACGUGUAUUUUCUUAUAACGAUUCUAAGUGCCAACGUAUUGAAUAUUUCAUAAUUCAGAUCGUAUUUAUUACAAUCUUACAGCUAAUAAGUAGCAAAAACAUGCAUCGUUAGGUACAUAUAUUGAAUAACAAAUUCAAUAAUUUUAUUCGUAUUCUCGAGUCUGUGAGACUACAUUACGUUUGAUAAAUAUAAUUUAAUACAGCGUGAAUAGGGCAGCUACUCGGUUGGUAAUAUUAAUAAGAAAUUUUUUUUGUUAACACAUUAUCAGUAGUUUCGUGGACGGAAUGAAGGAGGAGGGAAGACCUUCGACCCCGUUUCGAAAUUUAUUAAAAUAUACAGUCUAUUCGAUUGUCUUAUGAAACUGAUAAUUCAACCGGCCAUGAUAACAUAAGAAACACGUGCAAAGAAAUGAUCGACAAUAAUAAUUGCGAAUAUACUUGACAUAAUCUUCGGGCGUGCUUCCGCAAACAGUGACGGUCAAGAUGCCCGAUCUAUAGGGUGUCUCAGAACGCGCGGUACGACCGAGUAGAGGGGGUGAAAUUUGUUCAUCAACGCCUUCGUUUAGAAAAUCAAGUUUGAGAAUUUAUUUCAGUAUAUAUUGCGACAUUUCGAAGAAUGGAACUCGAAAUUCGCCUCAUUCGGAAAAGUGAAGUAUAGUUAUAUAGAUGUCACGUUAUUGAAAAAUGACCCGAUGCAUUAUACAAUACAACUGACUAAUUACGGGCAAUCAGUAAAUGAUAUUUUAUCGUUCUCACGUGAAAUAUUUUGGAACUUCGUUGUCGCAGACACUGUUUUUAAAAAUUCACUAAUCGCUACAGUGUGCAGUCAGAAUGAACGUAGCAAUUGUCAGGAAACACUGGAUUUACAUUUCACACGUAAUCGUCUAUCAUUGAUGCGAAAUAAAAACGACACGAAUCUUGUCAAUUUUUUUUAUCAGAAAACGUAUUUAUCAUUUUUGUUAAAGAAUAGACUAAUUUUCUCCGAUAAAGAAAAAUUCAUGAAUAUCAUAUUGAACGAAAUAGUUUUAUUGCAGCGGAUCAAUUUUUAUACAAAGUUCACAGUACAUAUUAACCAAAACAUGUUGUACAAUAAUUAUAUUGCACUUGAUUACGAUUAUAAAUUAUGUCAAGUGCUUGCUAUUGCUCUAACAAACGUAGUGAAACAGAGCUUAAGUGUUAAGUUCAAGGAAAAUUGUUUCUCCAUGUUAAAAGUGGAAAACUCGCACGAGGUUGAAACAGCGAUUAUGAUUAAAUUAAUACGAUUAAUUCAUGGAAAUUAUGUAUUAUAACGUUUCUCAGCGUUAAUUAGACAUCUCAUGAUUGUGGAAUAUUACUAAACUAUAAAUAACUUAUUAUAUCAUAUUACAUACUUCUAAAGUAAUA
Frieseomelitta varia is the source of this 1507-nucleotide messenger RNA. RefSeq lists its product as uncharacterized. NCBI's taxonomy places the organism in Eukaryota, Metazoa, Arthropoda, Insecta, Hymenoptera, Apidae. Bases 817 to 1413 code for a protein of 198 amino acids. The transcript has 3 exons. The record is from RefSeq and is a predicted model, not a curated record.